Molecule: messenger RNA, 906 nt
Organism: Aureobasidium subglaciale EXF-2481
Lineage: Eukaryota; Fungi; Ascomycota; Dothideomycetes; Dothideales; Saccotheciaceae
Exons: 3
Coding region: 1-906 (301 amino acids)
Biological process (GO): carbohydrate metabolic process
Molecular function (GO): aldehyde-lyase activity; zinc ion binding
Source: RefSeq, a predicted model, not a curated record
AUGGGUGCCCAGUCUGCCAUCAUUGACCCUCCCCGCAGAAGUCUCGCACAGAACAAGACCAAGAAGAUUCUCGAGGAUGCUGAAAAGGGAGGUUACGGAAUUAUUGCUUCGAUCGUAUACAAUGUCGAGAAUAUCGUCGCCGUUGUCAGAGCAGCAGAGAACAAGCGGUCACCUCUCAUCAUCCAGGUCUUCCCCUGGGCAAUCACAGCUUCCGAUGGUCUUCUAGUCCGAGCAGCAGCGGAUGCAGCAGCGAGAGCAUCAGUACCCAUCGCAAUCCAUCUCGACCACGCACAAGACGAAGCGUUGAUUCGUCAUGCCGCCGACAACCUUCCGUUCGAUUCAAUCAUGGUCGACAUGUCACAUCACGAGAAAGAAGAGAAUCUUGCAAAGACAAAAGAGCUUGUCGAGUACUGCCACGCGCGUGGAAUUGCUACAGAAGCUGAGCCAGGACGUCUGGAAGGAGGUGAAGACGGUGUCGCAGAUACAGUGGAUCUGGAGGGGGUCUUGACCACGCCCGAGGACGUGGAAGACUUCAUCGCAACUGGCGUCGACUUCCUUGCUCCAGCCUUUGGCAACAUUCAUGGAGAGUCGCCGUAUGGCAAGACUGGACCCCAACUAGACUACGCAAGACUCGAAGCCAUCAAGAAGCAAGCCAAUGGCAGAGUGCGGAUUGUCGCUCACGGUACCAACGAGUGGCCAGACGAAGUUACACAACGAGUCAUCAAAGCUGGUGUCAGCAAGAUCAAUGUCAACAGACUUGUGCUGGACGAUUACCUGAAGCAUUUCAGGGCGAAUGCGGCCAAGAUUCCUCUGACCAAGUUGAUUGACGAGGGUGUUCAGCACACAACAAGGCUACAAGAAGAGCAGAUGGAUGUCGCGUGGUCAAGCGGGAAAGGGUCAUUAUAA